CUCGUCCGGGCAGAUUCUAAUUUAAAUCUCUAUCCCUGUUCUAUCUGUGGUAGAAAUUUUUCUGAAGAUGUCCUGCCAAGGCAUCAAAAUAUUUGUGCUAAGACUGCACAAAAGAAGAGGAAGGUUUUUGACUCAUCCAAGCAGCGUGUGGAGGGCACAGAACUUGCCCAGCUGAAUAAGAAAGCAGUUCAUAGCAAUACCAUGAAAAAAAAAAGUUGGCAAGUGAAGCACGAGGAGUUCAUAAGAACGAUUCGUGAGGCGAGGAAAGUGCAGACCGCCAUCGCAUCUGGAAAGCCCCUGCCACCCCCUCCUCCUCCAACAUUCAAUCCAGAUUACGUGCAGUGUGACUACUGUGGUAGGCGGUUCAAUGAGACGGCUGCAGAGAGGCACAUACAAUUCUGCAAGACCCAACAUGAGAGGGUGCCAAGGGGUAGGGGAGACACCACGGCUGCCCAGAAACAAGCCGUCAGAACUAAUGUAUUAAUUUGUUUUGUUUUUUUUGUUAUUUUUUUUUGUUUAUUAAUUUGUGUUUGUUCUUUCUUUGAUUUGUUUAAUGUUUGUAAUUUUUUUUCUGUCAUUCGUUUGCAUUUACGUUUGUUUACCGUUGUUUUUUCAUAUGCAUUUCCUGUUUCAUUCAUUCUUUCCCUUUUAUCAUUUAUUCAUUUUUUUUUCUUAUACAACCAUUUGUUCAUCUAUCUAUAUUUAUUGUUUAAUUUAUUUUUGUAA
Helobdella robusta is the source of this 726-nucleotide messenger RNA. RefSeq lists its product as hypothetical. Lineage: Eukaryota; Metazoa; Annelida; Clitellata; Rhynchobdellida; Glossiphoniidae. The transcript is spliced from 4 exons. The record is from RefSeq and is a predicted model, not a curated record. The annotation marks the transcript as partial.